GUUGCGAAAGGGCAGCGCCUUCGACCACCCAAGCCGCAAAACGCAAGAGUGGGCAGCUAACGCCACAGGAGCAACCAAACACCAAGCGGCAGAAAUGCACACAGGGGACCGGAGGCAACCACUCCGCCCCAAACCCCCCCCGAAUGGUGGAGGGACAGCGCAGAUAUGCAGAUGCUCUUAAAGGAAUUCGUAUGGCUGUGCUGCCUCUAAACUACCCGGCGGAGACACUGGGGUCGGAGGAGCUCACUGUGCUCCAAGAUCUACUCAUGGAAGAGAUAUUCAGGGGAUCUGGAUAUAAAGCCUCAUUCCAUGGAGUAUAUUUCAAAGGAGGCAUGUUGCAGGUGGACUGCAAGGAUGAGAGGUCUGCCGACUGGCUAAGGGAGAUCGCUCCCAAGCUGGAAGGCUGGAAGGGCCCCGUUAUCUGCGCAAAAAAGGGGGAAGACAUACCGCCCAUGCAUAGCAUGACGGUGUUCCUCCCCAGGUGCGCAGGUAAGCCAUAUGAGUUUGCUCUCGGGCUCAUUCAAAACCAGAACGAGGGCCUUAGCAUAUCGGGCUGGAGAGUAGUCACCAGCAAGAUAGAGGAUUCAGGGUGGAGGCUUAAUCUCUGCAUCGAUGACGAAUCGUAUAAAUUCGUCAGAAGAGUGAGCUUCCGACUGAAUUACAGAUUCAGUUCGGUGGUCCUGAGGCCAUUUAAGCCUAAGACGGCCACCGAAAAUGAAGCGCUGGAGAAGUUGCUGGUAGAUGAGGUUGCGACUCAUCCCGGCACCAGCACGGCGGAGCAGGCGGCAACUGCUGGAACCAGGGUGAAGGUCCCUACGGAGAAGGCUGGCGAACAAGGGGGGGCGCUACCCUCCACGCAAGAGCUUCUCGAGGGACUCAGGGACCUAGCGGGUGGUAACGCGGAGGACGGUGAAGAUGAGGAGCUCCUCAUGGAACCGAUCCUCUAGCGGGUCCACAAAUCGAAAUUGCCCAGGUAAACCUGCAUCACGUGGCGUCGGCCCCGGCCGUCAUCGCGAGCAGGUUUACAGCGGAUGGUCUGGGCAUUGUACUGAUCCAGGAGCCAUGGAUCUACAAAGGAGAGGUCAGAGGCCUCAAAAUGAGUUCCUAACACAAGACCUGGUCGCUGUGCAGGCAAAAAGUAACGAUGGAGCGGACUUCGUCCUGGCAGCUGCCUACUUUCCUGGAAACACGCUGACAGCACCCCCAGAGGCCGUCGGGAACCUCGUGGAUUACUGCAGGAGGAACAACCUGCCCCUCGUCAUGGGAUGUGACGCCAACGCCCAUCAUACUGAAUGGGGCAGCACAGACUGCAAUACACGGGGUGAGUCCUUACUUGAAUUUAUAGUAAGUAGGAAUUUAAGCAUUGUAAACGUGGGGUGCGAACCCACCUUUAUAACCAGUGUAAGAAGGGAGGUGCUUGACAUCACUCUUGGUAACGAACUCAUGACAGGGCUGAUCGGGCAAUGGAGAGUGUCAUCGGAACCCUCCAUGUCGGAUAACCGCAUCAUAAGAUUCGCACUAGGGGUAGAGGUUAAGCAACUCAGUCCCAGGCGUAUCCCCAAAAACUCGGACUGGGCCACCUUUAGAGAUACGCAUGAAAUAAAUCUCAAGAUGAGGGGGCAGCUGGACAGCAGUGCCAGCAGUGCCUUUCGGACUGGAGAGCAGAUUGUCUGCGCUAAAUCAGUCCAUUAUG
Molecule: messenger RNA, 1693 nt
Organism: Bactrocera oleae (olive fruit fly)
Lineage: Eukaryota; Metazoa; Arthropoda; Insecta; Diptera; Tephritidae
Source: RefSeq, a predicted model, not a curated record